This is a messenger RNA of Daldinia caldariorum, 1907 nucleotides long. RefSeq names its product autophagy-related protein 27. Bases 452 to 1534 code for a protein of 360 amino acids. The record is from RefSeq and is a predicted model, not a curated record. The transcript is spliced from 3 exons. NCBI's taxonomy places the organism in Eukaryota, Fungi, Ascomycota, Sordariomycetes, Xylariales, Hypoxylaceae.
GUAAACCCCUGUUACGCCUGUACGCCUAUUAUGUACGUCGAUGACGACGAGCCGCAAAGGCCAAACCCAAACCCAAACAAGCUUCAAGUACCGCUCUCCAAGCCAAAAGUGGACGCUACUUCACUUUAGCUCAUACCAUCGGUGCAUCGAAAGCGAUCUGGACAUGUCAGAUUUAUAUCGCGAAUAAGGCUUAGCCAUCUAACUUUUGAUUAAUGCUACCUUCUUACAUUUUAUCAUUAGUCACAACUUUUCCCUUCGUGCCUUUUUCUUUAUUUUUAUUUUUAUCGUUUUGUCACAUCGUUACGCCGUCACGGUUGCACGCGCAAGUUGAUUCAACCCGCCUAAAGACCUCAAAAUCGAACCUUUAACUCCUUCCUAAUCAUCUCUUCAUUGAUACGUAUCUGCGGUAACCGACGGACCCGAUCGCAUCAGCCGGAUCCCUUUCUACAACAUGAAAAUCCCAACAAUGUAUGCGGCAGAUGCCGUAUUGCUUCUAUCCUUAGCACUAGCUCCUCUACCGGCAGCCUCCAUGCUCGACUGCGGAACGAUCGUUGCUGAUAAGCAAAAAUUCAACCUCAAGCCUCUUGGUGGCCCUCACUCCAUCGUCACGAGUCGCAUCUUGGACGGGAAAGUCCAUAACAUGACAUAUACCGUAGAUAUUUGUCGAUCGUUGGGCAAGAAGAAAGGUGCGAAGAAGGGCGAAGAAUGUCCUAACGGAACUCGAGUAUGCGCCAUCAAACGCGUAGACGACCAUGUCGAUAAAGCCAUCCCCAUCGCCGGUGAUCUGCGAAACUUUGGCGGAGGCGACUUAGAUCACGAAGUUACACGACUCAAGACCUCGGACUCUAAUUCGGACUCGAAGAAAGAGGGCGUGCUCCUGGUGAUGAAGGGCGGUUUUGACAGAACGGAUAGCGGCGUGAGGCGAGACCAGAGAGCUAUCAUAGAAUUUCUCUGCGACAAAGAUCGAAACGGAACCGAAGGCGAAUACGAUCCCGCCGACGAUAAAUAUGAGCCUAACCCCAACCCCGAACCCGCUAUGGCUCGGUUGAACCCUCUCCUAUUUCGAGCUGAGGACGGUGACGGAAAUGGUGGGGAUGGCGAUGGCAACGGAGACGGAGGCGGAGACGGCGAUAAUGAGCCGCCUAAAGAAGUCCAAAUAGGCAUUGAGAACGACCCGAGUUUGAAAUUUAUUAGUUACGAACCGCUGACCCAGGAUGGAAAUAUCGACGUCCUACGGUUGACCUGGUCAUCUAAAUAUGCCUGCGAAAAUAGGGACAACGACGGCUCGGAAGAGGAGCCAAGUUCGCACUGGGGUUUCUUUACGUGGUUGGUUAUCAUCGUAUUCCUUGGAACUGCGGCGUAUCUCAUCUUCGGUUCGUGGCUCAACUACAACCGCUACGGGGCUCGAGGUUGGGAUCUCAUCCCGCACGGCGACACCAUCCGCGACAUUCCGUACCUGCUGAAGGACUGGACUAGGAGGGUGCUCAACACGGUGCAAGGGAGCGGGAGUCGGGGAGGCUACAGCGCCGUCUGAGUGCGGCGAGGAGUGCGAUAUGAAUGGUUUUGGACUUUCAGAAUACAAGAUAGCCGUUCCAUGCGGAACCUUUAAUGGUGGUGCUCAUACAGUUCUCUCGGCGUUUGGCGGUGGCAUAUGGGUUGGCCUAGAGCCAUGCGUGAUGCAAUUCGUUCUAUUAUAAACUAGGAAAGUAGAAAUGGAUUUGUAAUGUUAUUUCUGUGUUACUCCCGUUACCUCGUGCGCACGCUCUAUUGAGAAUUGGUAUUGUUGAAAGGUAGAGAGCUAUGAAACGGUAUAUCAUGAGCAACUUACAUGAAUUGUCUCCUCGAAAGUUGUCGGUUUUGUAUAAUAGUCCCGUAUUGCCGGUGAAUUUAGGUACUUAUACUAUAUA